AUGGGUGGGUGUCACAGCAGGGUGGGUGUUGGGUGUGAAUCUGAGAUGAGGUCAGUAUUACCCCUUGCAACUCCCACUUUCUCUGCAGGCUGUCCUUCUGUUUGACCUGGUUCUUUGCUGAUCAUUAUCAUUAUUAUCCAGGCUAUAAAGUGUGCUAUCACCCACAGGGGGCAUUACAACACACCAACCGACAUGCUGCAUCUCUUUCUCUCUUUCACCCUCUCUUUCUCUCUUUCACCCUCUCUUCUCUCUCACUCUCUCACCUAUCUUUCUUUCUCUCAGUAAUUAACAGUACUCUGACUCUCUCUCCUAUCUUUCUUUAUCUCAGUAAUUAACUGUACUGUCUCUGUGUCCUCUAGGCUGUGAGCUGUAUGCAUUCUGUGGGGCUCUAUUUGGGAUCUGCUCUAUGAUCACUCUGAUGGUGAUAGCAGUGGACCGCUACUUUGUGAUCACACGUCCGCUGGCCUCCAUCGGGGUGCUGUCCAAGAAACGAGCCCUACUCAUCCUCAUGGCUGCCUGGGUGUACUCAUUGGGAUGGAGCCUGCCACCUUUCUUCGGCUGGAGUAAGUCCAUGGACACACACACACACAGAAAGAGAGAGAGAGAGCAUAUUCCUGGGUCAUGAGCCAAGCUUGGGAUGAGGUUAUAUGAUGCCAGGGCUGUAUACACUGUAUGGAAGAGUCAUGAUUGUGUCAGUAUAUGUGUAAAGGAUGUCAUGAUGCUUGCUUAGCGAGUACCACUUCCUCCCGAUUUGGCCCAUUCCUGGCGCGAACUCGGGACCUCUGCCUUGCUAGCACACAUGACCGCCCUCCUAAAGUGUCUUACCAGUCGGCAGCACGCAAAAAGCUAGCUGUUCGCUGGUGCAAGUGGAGACACUUCAGGCUGAGGAGUAAGUUUCAAACAUCCCCAUGUGCUACAUUCUCCCCUCAAACUUACUCAACAGCGACCCCAGCAUUGAGCUGAGCGCAACUGUAGAUCCAGGUCACGGCACCACUGUAAAAGACGUCACACUGCUUGCUUAGCGAGUACCACCUCCUCCGGAUUCGGCCCAUACCUGGCGCGAACUCAGGACAUCUGCCUUGCUAGCACACGUGCCCGCCCUCCUGAAGCGUCUUACCAGUCAGCACCACGUGAAAAGCUAGCUUUUCGCUGGCGCAAGUGGGAACAUUACACGCUGAGGAGUACGUUUCACACAUCCCCAUGUGCUACAUAUGCAUGUGUUAGAAAGAGAUAAAAAGACAGCAAGAGAGAGAGAAAGACAACAAUAGAGAGAAAGACAGCAAGAGAGAGAAAGACAGCAAGAAAGAGAGAAAGACAGCAAGAGAGAGAGAAAAACAGCAAGAGAGAGAGAAAGACAGCAAGAGAGAGAGAAAGACAACAAGAGAGAGAGAAAGACAGCAAGAGAGAGAGAAAGACAGCAAGAGAGAGAGAAAGACAGCAAGAGAGAGAGAAAGACAGCAAGAGAGAGAGAAAGACAGCAAGAGAGAGAAAAAGACAGCAAGAGAGAGAGAAAGACAGCAAGAGAGAGAAAAAGACAGCAAGAGAGAGAAAAAGACAGCAUGAGAGAGAGAAAGACAGCAAGAGAGAGAGAAAGACAGCAAGAGAGAGAGAAAGACAACAAGAGAGAGUGAAAGACAGCAAGAAAGCGUGAAAGACAACAAGAGAGUGAAAGAUAGCAAGAGAGUGAAAGACAGCAAGAGAGAGAGAAAGACAGCAAGAGAGAGAAAAAGACAGCAAGAGAGAGAAAGACAGCAAGAGAGAGAGAAAGACAGCAAGAGAGAGAAAGACAGCAAGAGAGAGUGCUCCCCCUGGCUCUGUGUUCUCUCUUUGAACUCCAGUCUGCGGUAGCUUAGUUUAAGCAUGAGGAUUUUGGCAUUGGAUCAGGUAUGCUGAGCUGACAGAGAUCUCUCAGUGAGAAGAAAGAGAAUGAAACUAGUGGGCGAACAGGCUGGAAUGGGCCCCUCAUAAGCCUCACAUUGCUCUGGCCUUACAAUAUACUGUAGUCAGAAUGACUCACACCCCAUGACUGUGCGAAUCUCUGGCAUAUAACAAAUGUAUCCAGCAGCUCCAAAUUGACUUAACACUAUUCUGUCUAGCACGCUAAUGGGUGACAUGCUGGAAAGGGCCUUAAGGGCGACACGCUAACUCAGACAAUGUGGAGGGUGGAGGGGGUUUGGGGAGAGAGGUAGCAGGUCAUGGACUGCCUACCCCCUGCAGCCUGGGGGUCUAUGUGCAGACAUGCCACCCCAGACAUUGUUCCGCAGUACGCGUGUCCUCUCUGACCACACAAAGGGCAUCUGUCUCCUUAAACCCAUCUGACGGCCCCAUCUCUGCCCCAUCUCCGCUGAUUAUCACGUCAUUCCAUGCCAUCAGGGGAAAUAACAUCAAUAACAUAAAAGCUAAACAAAACUGCACCAUUAUACACUUUGAGGCUUUGAUUGUCCAGAGCGUUUAGAUCAUCAGAAGUGCUCCCUUGAUCCAAGCUUUGAUGUUCCUGCGUCUUCCUAUUGAUGUGAGUGUCCUUAACUUUCCCUGGCACUCUGAACGUUUUACCAUAGCAGGGCUUCAAUGGAUGAGGCAUGAAGGACAACUUGUUGACGACUUUGAAGUGGUGUUGAAGAAGAAAGGUUUUGACAAUGCCGUAUCCCUCCACUUAUCUUCUGUCCUUUUCCCCCUUUCCUUUUCUGACUUUCUAUGUCCCGCCUCUCUUUUCCUCCUUUCUCUACCCCUUUCGCUCUCCUUCCUCUCCCUCCCCCCUUCUCCCUUCUCCCUUACCCCCCUCUCCUCCCAGGCGCCUAUGUUCCAGAGGGCCUGUUGACCUCCUGUACAUGGGACUAUGUGACCUUCACCCCAUCAGUGCGUGCCUACACCAUGCUGCUCUUCACCUUUGUCUUCUUCAUCCCCCUCAUCGUCAUCAUGUACUGCUACUUCUUCAUCUUCAGAGCCAUACGUACAACUAACAGGUAAGUGGAUUGGAUACCAGAGAGCUGCUCUAGACAUAUCACUGAAGGUGUGUCCAAUUAAAUUACAUGUAAAAGUGUGUGGUAAGUUACUGGAAAUUGGAUUCUCUGAAGCAUUUCAAAUUUCUCACAUUUCACAUUUAUUUUUCUGUGUGUGUCAUAGGGCUGUAACCAAGAUCAACUGCACUGGGAGCACCAGAGACUCAAUUAAGAGUUUCCGUCGGUUGAAGAAUGAGUGGAAGAUGGCUAAGAUUGCUCUUAUAGUCAUCCUCCUCUAUGUAAUCUCUUGGUCCCCAUAUUCCGUUGUGGCCCUGACCGCAUUUGCAGGGUGAGUGCUUUGAUAUAUACUGUAUUGUAACAAAAUGGUGCCUGUCUUAGUGGAACUCUAGUAGGCUCUUUGGUGUCAGUGUUGCCAACUCCUCAGUAAGGAAAGUAGCUAUUGGCUGUCCUAAAAGUCGCUAAAUGACGUCAUCUCCUAAUUUGCAUAAUUGGCCAUGUGCAUGUCAUUGUGAUGGACGCUGUAGGAGAGAGGAAUAACGUCGUGGGAGAGCCAAAAGGUGAGUAAAAAACACACUAAAUAUGUUUAGAACUACAAAUGAACUUUUUUCUGCCGAUUCUUAAAAAAAUAAAAAAAUUACAUUUACAUCCCGCCCUGAAUGUAAGCCAGGGCGGGAUCAGCCAGCGGCGGCUUCCCACAUGCGCGAUUCAUUUGCAGUCUGGACGUGGAGGGGUGAACAUCUCCUGCUCUGACUGCUGCACGAGGACUGGGCUGCCUGUGAGUGCUUUGGGACAGGGGUGGGGCCUACGGCAGCACCCGCUGCUCGUUGAGAAGAGUAAGAACGAUACGUGCUUUCACGUCAGAGUCUCCAAUAACACCAGAAAAAGUCCCUAGAUUUGUCACUAGUCGCUUUUUUGAAAACUUGUCGCUAGAGGGGUCUGAAUACUCGCUAAACAUAGCUACAAAGUCGCUAAGUUGACAACACUGUUUGGUAUCACAUGCACUUAUAUCAAUCAUAUUGACACUACCGAACUGGCAGUGUACAAGCUUGAUGUUUCUUGCCAGAAUUUUUUUAAACCUUUAUUUAACUAGGCAAGUCAGUUAAGAACAAAUUCUUAUUUAUAAUGACGGCCUACCAAAAGGCAAAAGGCCUCCUGCGGGGACGGGGGCUGGGAUAAAAAUGUUAAAUGUAGGACAAAACACACAUCACGACAAGACAGAAACACCACAACACUACAUAAAGAGAGACUUAAAACAACAACACAGCAUGGCGGCAAAACACAUGACAACACAGCAUGGUAGCAACACAACAUGACAACAACACGGUAGCAACAUAACAUGGCAGCAGUACAACAUUAUAGUAGCACAAAACAUGGUAGAACCAUUAUUGGGCACAGACAACAGCACAAAGGACAAUAAGGUAGAGACAACAAUACAUCAUGCGAAGCAGCCACAAGUGUCAGUAAGCGUGUCCAGUUUGAGUGUUUUUUGCAGCUCGUUCCAGUCGCUAGCUGCAGUCUAAUAGGCUGCCGCCGCCACAUUGCCCCCACCUAAGGGGUCAGUCGUCCCCGACAACCCCGAAAUCCAACACUAAGUCCUGAAACCUGGAGGUCAAACCUGGAGGUCUGAUUGCCGUGGGGGAGUCCCAUUCUGACCUUGCCCCUCAGGUGAGGAAACCGCUGCAUUGUCCUAUGGUCCAGGGCUGUGAGGAGUAACCACCAUCUCACCUUCUCUUUCCACUUCACAAGGUGUAUGAGGUUGGUAAGGCGCCAGCCGAUCUUGAUGGAGGACCACAACUCGUCCAUGAGUCCGAAGCUGCCUGCAGUACAUCACGUCAGAAAGUCACUCCGGAACCAUGCAUGGGCCUUCCCAGUGACUCAUUCGUUUUCGGGCUAAGACCAUGCUUGCGCCAGGGGCUAUAUACCCACACUUCUUGGCCAGUCUGGAAAGGCUGACCUCGACAGAGGGUGUUAUAUACCUUCUGCUUUACCCCUGCUUCUGUCAAGCGAUGCCGUUAAAAGUCGUGGGCUGUGUCCAGGAACCUCGUGCUCUGAAGGUCUUCCAAAGGACUAAUCCACUGGAGUGCGUAGUUUUCUGCCAAACAUCAGCACUGCUGUGGUGCAUCCAGUGAACUCCUGCAAUGCUGAACGAUAGGCCCACAAGACCAAUGGCAGUCGGUCCCAGUCCUUCUGGUCGUUGAAGGUGAGAGUGGCCAGCUGUAUCGCCAAAGUCCGUAUCGCCAACACUGUAGCUUCCAAAUUUCUCCCCUAAUCACUGUGGAGUUGUUCCGGUGCUCCAAACUGGCAGAACAUCUCCUCCACCAGCAUGUUGGCUGUGGUUGUGGUGCGCUGGUCGGGGACCGCGUAGGCCUCUGGCCACUUGGUAAAAUAGUCGAUCGCCACAAGUACGUAUCGAUUGCCUUCCUCUGUCACGGGAAAAGGACACAGGAUGUCCACACCAACCCUCCCCAUGGGGGCCCCCACCUGAUAUUGCUGCAACGGGGCAUGGGUGCGUCCGGUUGGUCCUUUGUGGGCAGUACAGGUGUCACAGGCAUGCACAUACUGUUCCGUGUCUUGGCGGCAGCCAGCCCAGUAGAGUUUCCUUUGGAGGAGUUGGAGGGUCUUUGUGUACCCGAAGUGGCCAGCCCACACUGACCUAUGGACAGCUCUGAGGGCAUGGCCACACAUGGAACGAGGCACCAGCCGCUGCCACACCACAGAGUUGUGUGUUGGUUCCCUCCAUCUUCGAAACAACACCCCAUUGUGAAUGGCAAGGUUGUCCCACUGUGAGUAGUAGGCCUUGGUUUCGGGGCACAGCGGUGAGACUCUGUUCCAGGUCUCCAACCAGCCCCAAACAGUUGCCAACACCGGGUCACCUUCCUGCUCCCUCUUCAGGUCUUGGUCAUUCCAGGUCUCCAAUGGUGCUGAGCUCCUGUCUGCUGCUUGACGACCAGCCCGGUGCUAUAUCUGGUAGUCAGACUCCUGUAACUCUUCUAUCCAGCGAGCCACCUGGCCCUAUGGUUCUCGGAAGCUGAGGUGCAAGGUGAGUGAGGCAUGGUCAGUAUGGAGGAGGAACUGGGUCCUGUAGAGGUAGGGUCGGAAAUGAUGGUACUUUGACCACAGCCAAUAACCCUCGCAGGGUGACACAGUAGUUGCGCUCAGCACGGUUGAGGCUUUGACUCCUCCAGCGAAAGAAUGGCCCCAAUGCCCACAUUGCUGGCAUCUGUGUCCACAAUGAAUGGGUGCUGGGGGUUGGGUAUGCCAGGACUGGAGCCUUGAUAAGGGCCUGACGCAGUUCAGCGAAUACUGCCAUGCAGUCAUUAUCCCAGUCGAACCGCUGAUCCUUGUUUGUAAGGCGGUGUAGAGGGCUGGCUACUGUUGCAAAGUACUUGAUGAACCUCUGGUAGUAAGAAGCUAGGCCAACGAAGCUUGUCAACUCAGAGAGAUCCUUGUGGUUCGGCCAGUGCUGAACCGCCACCACCUUGGCUGGAUCAGAUGCAACUCCAUCUGCCCCGAUGACAUGGGCUACGAACUUGACCCCCCUUUGCAGUAGGUGACACUUCUUGGGGUGGAGCAUGAGUCCUACGUGCCGGAUGGAAAGUAGAACCUCACUCAGAUUUGCCAGAGAUCCAUACGGCAUGCACAAGGAGGUCGUCCAGGUAGACCACACACUUGUCUUUGGCCUAACUUCAGGGGCAAGCUCCACUAGCCAAAGCAGUUUGUAUUAUUUUUCUAUGCAAACACUACAAUGCUGCAGCGACAUAUUCAAACCUUGACCAUUCAGGUACUUCAUAUAUUGUAUAAUUCUGCUUUACAGCCUAACAGCCUUCUCUCCCUGUCUUCUCCAUGUCACCUGUAGGUAUGCAGAUUUUCUGACCCCCUACAUGAACUCAGUUCCUGCUGUGAUCGCCAAGGCUUCAGCCAUUCACAACCCCAUCAUCUAUGCCAUCACCCACCCCAAGUACAGGUACCGUAGUCUUGCUGUCACAACAAUUAAACAUGAAACCUAUUGGUUUCUGUUGUUUCUAUUGUUGCAUUAUGAGUCAAAUCUUCUUACGCAACCUAACCCCAUUUUGGAAUUCCGUUGAGCAACAAAGUCAAAGAGCUAUUCUUUUGUUGUUUUUUAUUACACUAAUGUGAUACUACCCCAGUGAACCAUUCCAUUCCAUCCCAUAAGAAUCGAUCAAAUCUGAGAGACAGGAAGGAUAUAGCCUCUGUUAGCUAGCGAUCAGACUAAACUCUCCACUCUACAAUCACUCAUAAACCUGGAUGUUAACUCAACUGGACAUCAUUAUAAUCUUCUCACCACACAGGAAGGAUUAUAAGAAUGAAUAUAUAGUGGACCUAGAUUGUUUACCGCUGUGUACUUUUUGUUUUUUAGUAAUUUAUCACUGCUCAAGGUAAAUUAUUGCUUGCAUGUUGGAUGUACAUAUAGUUUUAAAAAGAUUAUUUCAUCUUUAUUUACUAGGCAAGUCAAUUAAGAACAAAUUCUUAUAUACAAUGACUGCCUACCAAGAGGCAAAAGGCCUUCUGCAGGGACAGGGGCUGGGAUAAAAAUACAAAAAGUAGAACAAAACACACAUCAUGACAAGAGCAACACCAGAACACUACAUAAAGAGAGACCUAAGACAACAGCACAGCAUGGCAGCAACCCAUGACAACACAGCAUGGUAACAACACAACAUGACAACAACACGGUAGCAACACAACAUGGCAGCAGCACAACAUGGUAGCAGCACAAACAUGGUACAAACAUUGUUAGGCACAGACAAGAGCACAAAUGGCAAAAAGGUAGAGACAACAAUACAUCACGUGAAGCAGCCACAAGUGUCAGUAAGAGCAUCUUUAAAUGUAGAGAUGGAGAUAAAACUGUCCAGUUUGAGUGUUUUUUGCAGCUCGUUCCAGUCGCUAGCUGCAGCUAACUGAAAAGGGGAGCGACCCAGGGAUGUGUGUGCUUUGGGGACCUUUAAAAUAAUGUGACUGGCAGAACGGGUGUUGUAUGUGGAGGAUGAGGGUUGUAGUAGGUAUCUCAGAUAGGGGGGAGUGAGGCCUAAGAAGGUUUUAUAAAUAAGCAUUAACCAGUGGGUCUUGUGUCGGGUAUACAUAGAUGGUCAGUUUACAGACGAGUAUAGAGUGCAGUGAUGUGUCCUAUAAGGAGCAUUGGUAGCUAAUCUGAUGGCCGAAUGGUAAAGAACAUCUAGCCGCUCGAGAAUACCCUUACCUGCCAAUCUAUAAAUUAUGUCUCCGUAAUCUAGCAUGUGUAGGAUAGUCAUCUGAAUCAGGGUUAGUUUGGCAGCUGGGGUGAAAGAGGUGCGAUUACAAUAGAGGAAACCAAGUCUAGAUGUAACCUUAGCCUACAGCUUGGAUAUGUGCUGAGAGAAGGACAGUGUACCAUCUAGCCAUACUUCCAAGUACUUGUAUGAGGUGACUACCUCAAGCUCUAAACCCUCAGAUUUAGUAAUCACACCGGUGGGGGGGCAUUCUUCUUACCGAAUCACAUUAUCUUUGUUUUGGAGGUGUUCAGAACAAGGUUAAGGGCAGAGAAAGCUUGUUGGACACUAAGAAAGCUUUGUUGAGCGCUUCCUAAUGCCUGAGCUAUGUUGUUGAUGUAAAUUGAGAAGAGCGCGGGGCCUAGGAUCGAGCCUUGGGGUACUCCCUUGGUGACAGGCAGUGGCUGAGACAGCAGAUGUUCUGACUUUACACACUGCACUCUUUGAGAGAGGUAGUUAGAAAACCAGGCCAAAGACCCCUCAAAGACACGAAUACUCCUUAGCCGACCCAUAAUAAUGGAAUUCUCUACUGUAUCAAAAGCUUUGGCCAAGUCAAUAGAAAUAGCAGCACAACAUUGCUUAGAAUCAAGGGCAAUGGUGACAUAAUUUAGGAACUUUAACGUUGCAGUGACACAUCCAUAACCUAAGCGGAAACCAGAUUGCAUACCAGAGAGAAUACUAUAAACAUCAAGAAAGUCAGUCAGUUGAUUAUUGACAAGUUUUUCCAACACUUUUGAUAAACAAGGCAAGAUAGAAAUUGGCCUAUAACCGUUAGGAUGAGCUUGAGCUCCCCCUUUAAAUAAAGGAUGCACAAUGGCUGCCUUCCAAGACUGGGAACCUCUCCAGAGAGGAAAGACAGGUUAAAAAGGCGAGGGAUAGGCUCGGCGAUGAUACGGGCUGCAACCUUAAAGAUGAAAAGUUCUAAACCAUCUGACCCAGAUGGUUUUUUGGGGUCAAGUUUAAGGAGCUCUUUUAGCACGUCAGACUCAGUGACCGCCUGCAGGGUGAAGCUGUGUAGCGGGGCAGGGGAAAAAGAGGGAGGUGCAUUAGAAAGGCUGGGAGAAGAGGAAGUGUUGGAUGGGCAAGGAGGCAUGGCUGAGUCAAAUAGGAAUCCUGAGUGGUGAUUAAAGAGCUCAGCCAUACGCUCCUUGUCAGUAACAACCACAUCAUCAACAUUAAGGUACAUGGACAGCUGUGAAGAGGAGGGUUUAUUCUCCAGGUCUUUCACCUUUUUCCAGAACUUCUUGGGGUUAGACCCACGGAGAGAAAACUGCUUCUUAAAGUACAGUAACUAACUUUGGCCUUCCGGAUAGCCUGAGUGCGCUUAUUUUCCAUUUGCCUGAACUUAUUUCCCAUUUGCCAGUCAGCCUGAGUAUUUGUGUGCUGAGCCCUUCGCCAAAUGGUGAUCACGGUUGAACAAGGGACUGAACCUGUUUUUAAUUCUCAUUUUCUAUAUGGGGGCGUGCUUGUUAACAAUGCCAGUUGAAGUCGGAAGUUUACAUACACCUUAGCCAAAUACAUUUAAACUCAGUUUUUCACAAUUCCUGACAUUUAUUCCUAGUUGUAAUUCCCUGUUUUAGGUCAGUUAGGAUCACCACUUUAUCAUAAGAAUGUGAAAUGUCAGAAUAAUAGUAGAGAUAAUGAUUUAUUUCAGCUUUUAUUUCUUUCAUCACAUUCCCAGUGGGUCAGAAGUUUACAUACACUCAAUUAGUAUUUGGUAGCAUUGCCUUUAAAUUGUUUAACUUGGGUCAAACGUUUCGGGUAGCCUUCCACAAGCUUCCCACAAUAAGUUGGGUGAAUUCUGGCCCAUUCCUCCUGACAGAGCUGGUGUAACUGAGUCAGGUUUGUAGGCCUCCUUGCUCGCACAUACUUUUUCAGUUCUGCCCACACAUUUUCUAUAGGAUUGAGGUCAGUGCUUUGUGAUGGCCACUCCAAUACCUUGACUUUGUUGUCCUUAAGCCAUUUUGCCACAACUUUGGAAGUAUGCUUGGGGUCAUUGUCCAUUUGGAAGACCCAUUUGCGACCAAGCUUUAACUUCCUGACUGAUGUCUUGAGAUGUUGCUUCAAUAUAUCCACAUAAUAUUCCUUCCUCAUGAUGCCAUCUAUUUUGUGAAGUGCACCAGUCCCUCCUGCAGCAAAGCACCCCCACAGCAUGAUGCUGCCACCCCCGUGCUUCACGGUUGGGAUGGUGUUCUUCGGCUUGCAAGCCACCCCCCUUUUUCCUCCAAACAUAACGAUGGUCAUUAUGGCCAAACAGUUCUAUUUUUGUUUCAUCAGACCAGAGGAUAUUUCUCCAAAAAGUACGAUCUUUGUUCCCAUGUGCAGUUGCAAACCUUAGUCUGGCUUUUUUAAGUGGGUUCUUCCUUGCUGAGUGACCUUUCAGGUUAUGUCGAUAUAGGACUCGUUUUAUUGUGGAUAUAGAUACUUUUGUACUGGUUUCCUCCAGCAUCUUCACAAGGUCCUUUGCUGUUGUUCUGGGAUUGAUUUGCACUUUUCGCACCAAAGUAUGUUCAACUCUAGGAGACAGAACGCGUCUCCUUCCUGAGCGGUAUGAUGGCUGCUUGGUCCCAUGGGGUUUAUACUUGCAUACUAUUGUUUGUACAGAUAAACGUGGUACCUUCAGGUGUUUGGAAAUUGCUCCCAAGGAUGAACCAGACUUGUGGAGGUCUACAAUUUUUUUUCUGAGGUCUUGGUUGAUUUCUUUGGAUUUUCCCAUGAUGUCAAGCAAAGAGGCACUGAGUUUGAAGGUAGGCCUUGAAAUACAUUCACAGGUACACCUCCAAUUGACUCAGAUGAUGUCAAUUAGCCUAUCAGAAGCUUCUAAAGCCAUGACAUCAUUUUCUGGAAUUUUCCAAGCUGUUAAAAGGCACAGUCAACUUAGUGUAUGUAAACUUCUGACCCACUGGAAUUGUGAUACAGUGAAUUAUAAGUGAAAUAAUCUGUCUGUAAACAAUUGUUGGAAAAAUUACUUAGUAGAUAACCCUACACCCAAACGAGGGCACUACGUUCAUCCACCUCUGGCCUGCUAGCUCCCCUACAUCUACGAAAGCACAGUUCCCGCUCUGCCCAGUCAAAGCUAUUCGCUGCUCUGGCACCCCAAUGGUGGAACAAGCUCCCCCACGACGCCAGGACAGCGGAGUCACUGACCACCUUCCAGAGACACUUGAAACCCUACCUCUUUAAGGAAUACCUGGAAUAAUAUAAAGUAAUCCUUCUUCCCCCAUCCCCCAUCAUAAAAAAAAAAAAAGUGGUUGUCCCACUGGCUAUCAUAAGUUGAAUGCACCAAUUUGUAAGUCGCUCUGGAUAAGAGCAUCUGCUAAAUGAUGUAAAACAUUUUUUUAAAUACCUUGUGGGAUUGGUAAUAAUCUGAGAGAGAUUUAGGGAGUCCCAUUGUUUUAAGAAUUGGUCAGGUGGUUUAAGCUUGUCCCAGUUUAGGUCGCCUAGUAGGACAAUUUCAGACCUAGUGUAAGGGGCCAGGAGAGAGCUUAGGGCAGGUAGGGUACAGGCUGGUGCUGAUGGUGGACGAUAACACCCAGCAACAGUAAACAAAGAGCUAUUUGAAAGAUUCAUGCUUAAAACCAGCAAAUCAAAUUGUUUGGGGACAGACUUGGUGGAGCACUGAAGGUGUUCCGAGCACUGAAGGUGUUCCUUGGUAAAGAUUGCCACUCCACCACAUUUGGAAGAUCUGUCUUGCAGAAAAAGGUUAUAACCAGAAACUUUAAAAUCAGUGUUCAGAACAUUCGUUCUUAACCAUGUCUCAGUAAUGACCAACACAUCUGGAUUGGAGUUGUGAACCCACACUUUCAAUUGAUCCAUUUUAGGUUAUAAGCUUCUAGUGUUAACUUGCAGAAAACCCAAGCUUUUACGAGGGCAGAAAUCAGUGAAGCCGAAAUCUGAUCACAAGUCAGAAUUGGGGCUAGCAACAGUAGACGGGCCAGGGUGUACAUGCGCAUUUCCAGAUAUCAUCAGCAGUAAUACAAUCUUGGCACGGCAGAGAGGGAGAUCUUUGCUGUGUUGAUUUUUUAUGACAUUUGACUGUGCAUCAGAUGGCAACAAGAUCAUAUUGUACAGCAAUUUCAUCAGGUAACAUGAAUACACAGCCAGUGAGAGGGAGUUAGAAUAGGAUGGGAUGCCAAGAGUUGUACUGUAGUACUGAAUGUCCAGAGGUUUUCAGUGUUAGUCAUAAUUUCCUCUGACAUGAUACAUCAGGCCCCUGGCUAGUCACUGACCCUACGCACACUCACUAGACUAUGUAUACAAACCAUAUGCACACUCACUCACACAAACUACAUUGACACUACCACACAAAACCACACACAUACACUACAUACGCCCACACAGACAUAACACACACACGCAGACAGACACAAGACAAACACACAUACAUACAUAUUACACACACAUUUUUACACUCAUCACUUACUGCUGCUACUCUGUCCUUUAUUUUACUCUUAUUAAUAUCUAUCCUGAUUAUAUGCAUAUGCAUAAGCUCUAAUAUGCAUAUGGGUGUUUUUAAUUCAUCAUCACCUUAUAAAGCACUGUUCAAUUCGUUGUGUUAGGCUUUGAAACAACAUCCACAAUGACCAUGUUUUACACUCAGUUUCAACCUGCUGUUGAAGUUCUUUCUUCAAAUUGAUCAGCCUUCAGUGAGGUGAGUUUUAAAAGUACUAUAGGCCUGUGAUUUUCGAUUGCAUUUGCAUUGAUGUCAGAGCGGUUAGAGGGACAAUAGUACCAGCCCAUUAGGAUCUGAUGGUAGUUAGCAAGUUGCGUACUACAAAGGCAUGUCCAGAGUGCAUAAAUGGAUAUUACAGUGACUCAACGUUCACAUGGAAUUUUACUGCGGUCAUGACUCAUGACUGCAGGUGUGGUGGUCCUAAUCCUGAUGCCUAGUCACUUUACCCUGCCUUCAUGUACAUACUGUAUCUUCCUAAAAUACCUUGUACCUUCGCAUAUUGGCAUGUAGGUUUGUCACUUAUGGGUGGCACAAAUUGUGAUAUUUGCAAAUGUAAUACUGUAGUAUUUACUGUAGUUAAAAAAGUGUAGUGUUUUUGCAUACAUUACUGUAGUAUUUACUACAGUGUUUUUUUGUUGCGGAUAAUACAGUAGUAUUUACUGUAGUAUUCUACAGCAGUGUUUCCCAACUCUGGUCCUCGAGUACCCCCAACAGUACACAUUUUUAUUGUAACGCUGAACAAGGACACCUGAUUCAACUUGUCAAUUAAUCAUCAAGCCCUCAAUGAGCUGAAUGAGGUGUGUUUGUCCAGGGCUACAACAAAAAUGGGUACUGUUGGGGGUACUGGAGGACCAGGGUUGGGAAACACUGUUCUACAGUAUACUAACAUUCUAUAAUAAAAGUACUACACAUGAUCGAGGGAUACUAAGAACCGUAGUAUUCGAUAGUAAACUGUAGUAUUUUUUCAUGUGGGUACAUAUCCUUAGUUUGCCCCCUCCAUUCUGUCUUCAGGAUGGCCAUAGCCAAGUACAUCCCGUGUCUGGGGGUGUUGCUGUGUGUACGUAGACGUGACUUGCGCUCCACCAACAGCAGCUUCAUGUCCACCCGACGCUCCACUGUCACCAGCCAGACCUCCGACAUCAGCGAUCGCUUACGCCGCACCAGCACCGUCAAGUCCCGCCUCUCCUCCGCCUCCGACAGCGAAUCAGUACGGAUAAAUAUGUCCUGAUGCAUGCAUAUGUCUGUCUGUCUGUCCAGGUGUCUGUCUGACGGUUAUGUAAUGGUUCCUUCUCCCAGGGCUGGACAGAUACGGAGGCUGACCUCUCCAGUAUGGGCUCCAGGCCGGCUAGCCGCCAGGUGUCCUGUGAUAUCAGCAAGGACACAGCCAAGCUCCCAGCCUUCAAGCCUUACAGCUCCUCCAGCUUCAACUCCAAGAUGAAGAGCCACGACUCUGGCAUUUUUGAGAAGGUAACUAACACAUCAGGGCAAGGUCAAGUCAAGCGGCAAGCCUGCUCUCUGUUCCCUUCCACAUGUUUGACAAUGUUCUGAAUGUGUGGAGGAUAUUUUGGGCUCUAAAGGCAGAACAGUGUGAAUGGUUGUCUAACACAUGUCUAACACAGUAGAGGUCAGUAAGAGUCAACAUCAGGAUUUUAAAAAAAAAUCUCACCUUACUUGCAGUUAUGUGUGUUAUAACCCUGAAAUAUAUAAAUAAAUCACACAGAGAUGUAGCUUCGGCUUCAAGUCACUUGGAAUGAGUGAGCAGGGAAGCCCCGUGCGCCCCUAUAGGAAUUCCUAGGUAUAACCAAUCAAACUCAGAUCAGACAUCAAUAGAGCACACAGAUCGUAUUAUCAACAUUUAGAUAAAUUAAUAGCAUAUUACUUACUGGUAUACAUUAUGAUUCUGUAUUAUUUCAUUAUUAUUAAGGCACUUUUAAUUCUAUCACAUGUGCUAUUCUCCCAACAUCAAUACAUGUUAAUCUCACCAAUGUUACCUAUUAUUCAGUGCAUCUACCUGAGAAGCACCUAAUCAAACAGUAACACACUUGAAAACAGCUGCAGCAAUCUGUCUUUACUGUAAUGCAAUAAGACUUGUAUGGGAAUUAGGCAAGAACUAAGUACAAAUUACUAUUUUUGUGUAAUCUGCCAAAAGUCUAAGCCGUUGGCGAAGGUCGAGUCAUGCGUCCUCCGAAACAUGACUUGCCAAACCGUGCUUCUUUACACCCGCCCGCACCAAUGUGUCGGAGGGAACACCUUUCAACUGACGACCGAGGUCAGCCUGGAGGCACCCGGCCUGCCACAAGGAGUCGCUAGAGCGCGGUGAGCCAAGUAAAGCCUCCCUGGCCAAACCCUCCCCUAACCCGGACGACGUUGGGCCAAUUGUGCACCGCCCUAUGGGACUCCCGAUCACGGCCGGUUGUGAUACAGCCUGGGAUCGAACCCGAGUUAGUAGUGACGCCUCAAGCACUGCAAUGCAGUGCCUUAGAGUGCUGCGCCACUCAGGAGGCCCAUAUUUUCUUUUUUUGACACAUAUUUAACCCCUUAUUUUUGUAAGCACAAAACUACCUCCAUACUUCCAUUCAUUUGUAUGGGUUACUUUUAGUUUGUAGCCCAAACGGUUUGGAUGCUACAGACAAAAGUUAGCACAUCAGCGUUACCAACUUCAGUCCCGUGGGGCUUGUGGGGAUCGUAGAACAAAGCGAAGAACACCACUAUGUUUAUGAGAGUCUCCCCUUUCAAUAGAGUGGUCAUAUUAGUAGGCCAAACCGCUCAGAUGCUCCAGACGUUUUCGUGAGAAGACCGAUUUUUGGGAUGUCUUCUGGCCUGACAAACAGCGCUGUAGCUCUGCCACUUUCCACCGCAGAUGCGGAAGGGCGACAUAGGCAGAUGCGGUGGAUUGAGACGCAGGCCAUGCAAAAAAACAGAUCUCUAGCUUAAACUGACACAUUUUGAUGGGAUUUUAUAUUAUGUUACUUAGAUUGACACACCGGUGCGCCAAUAGACUCUAGGGGGUUAAUUAAACCAUAUUUUGGCUUGUAAUGCACCCCUGGACUUGUGUGAGCCAAUCGCAUGGCUCCUCGUUACAGACAGGAUGGUACAAUGGUGCAACGGAAAAUCACUCCAGGGAAGAAGCUCUAGGAGGGCUUUGCAGUACCAUAGAUAUCUAAUCGAAUUAUGACAUGUUUGAAGGGUGUGUUCAUCUUUAUGGUGUCUUUCAGUGUUAUCAUUUAAAAUGUGAUGGCAACUGCUAAGGCAGGGUUUUAAUAACUGUGGAAUAGGGUACCUCCAUGGGGCACAGUCUUUGUAGAGGCAAUCUGUAUCGAAGGAUUAGAAUCCAUUUUUUUAAUUUAUAGGCAUAGAGCAGACAUUUCUGUAAAGCGGGUAUAUAGAGAUAGAUGAUGUGUGUUAUCAGGGUUCAUGACUAAGAAAAGUUGUCUUUAAAUGCUUCUUAAAUGUCUUUACAACAUAUUGUUAUAAAAUUAUGAUACAAUUAUUGAUAGAGAUUCGAUCUCACUGUUAAUUAACUGUCCCCCUUUGGUGCAUUUGCCCUUGUUCACUCACUUUGAAAAGUCUAAUCAAUUUUAGCUGGCUUUCAUCUGGGUUGGAGCCACAGUAUUACAGUAUUCAGAGGUUUGACCCCCCAAAGCGUUUAGGGCUAGGUUCUAUCAGAGCCACACUAACUGACAUCCGCAUAGCAGUUGUUGUGGCGGUGUUGGAGGUGAAACCGUGUAAGAGCUUUCAAAUCCACAAGUGGCUCCUUGCGUUACCUUAUCGCAGACACUGCCGUUGGAUGCAGUGUCCAUGAUAAGGUAACGAAACCACACCCAACUUUAUAUCUGAAAAAUCACAUGCAUCCACGUUACAAGUUCAAACACUCGAAUAAUUGAUGUUCUAUUGUCUACACUUCGAUUAGACUCAUAGGCUAUAAUCCAAAUCCAUCCAAAUUCACAUGACAACAUGCAUUAGUCUGUCAUUAUCUCUAUCAUCGAUAAAGACUACACUUUCUAUCUCCGAUUUGAACUUCUAAUGCGGUAGGGAUAAUAAGGCAGAGAGUGGUUGGUGACACACAAGAGCAACCGCUCAUCGAUUUGUCAGCUCAUACCGCAGUUACACAUAAAAUACCAUCAAAACAUCUGCUAUGCGGAUGUCGGCCAAUGCUGGUUUAUGCUCGAUCUGAACUAUGCAUGAGAGCACCAGCUGUUCCGGAUGACUGUGUGAUCACGGUCUCCGUAGCCGAUGUGAGUAAGACCUGUAGCCCUUUUCUGCAGUCAAAUGACCUAGUGGCCUCAUGGGUGAAACAUUAAUAAUAUUUUUCAUAAUUUCAUAAUUAAUAAACCUCAAAAAAGCUGCCGAAAAGCCGGUGUUUCUAUGUCAAACGGUUUUGUUACAUUUCAGUCUUAUGUGAUGUACAACAUUACCAGUCAAAAGUUUGGACACACCUACAAAUUCAAGGGUUGUUCUUUAUUUUUACUAUUUUCUGCAUUGUAGAAUAAUAGUAAAGACAUCAGAACUAUGAAAUGACACGAAUGGAAUCAUGUGGUAACCAAAAAAGUUUUUUAUAAAGUAACCAAAUAUAUUUUAUAUUUGUGAUUCUUCAAAUAGCCACCCUUUCCCUUGAUGACAGCUUUGCACACUCUUGGCAUUCUCUCAACCAGCUUCACCUGGAAUGCUUUUCCAACAGUCUUGAAAGAGUUCCCACAUAUGCUGAGCACUUGUUGGCUGCUUUUCUUUCACUCUGCCGUCCGACUCAUCCCAAACCAUCUCAAUUGGGUUGAGGUCGGGGGAUUGUGGAGGCCAGGUCAUCUGAUGCAGCACUCCGUCACUCUCCUUCUUGGUAAAAUAGCCCUUACACAGCCUGGAGUUGUGUUGGGUCAUUGUCCUGUUUUAAAAACAAAUUAUAGUCCCACUAAGCCCAAACCAGAUGGGAUGGCGUAUCGCUGCAGAAUGCUGUGGUAGCCAUGCUGGUUAAGUGUGCCUUGAAUUCUAAAUAUUCACAGACAGUGUCACCAGCAAAGCACCCCCACACCAUAACGCCUCUUCCUCCAUGCUUUACGGUGGGAACUACACAUGCAGAGAUCAUCCGUUCACCCACAUCGCGUCUCACAAAGACACAGCGGUUGGAACCAAAAAUCUCAAAUUUGGACUCCAGACCAAAUUACACAUUUCCACCGGUCUAAUGUCCAUUGCUCGUGUUUCUUGGCCCAAGCAGGACUCUUCUACUUAUUGGUGUUCUUUAGUAGUGGUUUCUUUGCACCAAUUCGACCAUGAAGGCCUGAUUCACACAGUCCCCUCUGAACAGUUGAUGUUGAGAUGUGUUUGUGACUUGAACUCUGUGAAGCAUUUAUUUGGGCUGCAAUUUCUGGGGCUGGUAACUCUAAUGAACUUAUCCUCUGCAGCAGAGGUAACUCUGGGUCUUCCAUUCCUGUGGCGGUCCUCAUGAGAGCCAAUUUCAUCCUAGCGCUUGAUGUUUUUUUGCGUUCAAAGUUCUUGAAAUGUUCCAUAUUGACUGACCUUCAUGUCUUAAAGUAAUGAUGGACCGUCGUUUCUCUUUGCUUAUUUGAGCUGUUCUUGCCAUAAUAUGGACUUGGUCUUUUACCAAAUAGGGCUGUCUUCUGUAUAAUAUGGACUUGGUCUUUUACCAAAUAGGGCUGUCUUCUGAAUAACCCCCCCCCCCCCUCAUUAAGAAGGAAAGACAUUUCACAAAUUAACUUUCAAGAACGCACGCCUGUUAAUUGAAAUGCAUUCCAGGUGACUACCUCAUGAAGCUGGUUGAGAGAAUGCCAAGAGUGUGCAAAGCUGUCAUCAAGGCAAAGGGUGGCUUUUUGAAGAAUCUCAAAUAUAUUUUGGUUACUACAUGAUUCCAUAUGUGUUAUUUCAUAGUUUUGAUGUCUUCAUUAUUAUUCUACAAUGUAAAAAAAUAGUACAAAUAAAGAAAAACCUUGAAUGAGUAGGUUUGUCCAAACUUUUGACUGGUAGUGUAUAUAAAGUGUAAUAUUGGGAUGCAAACUCAAAAUGUAAUACAUUUCAACUCUAUAUCUGACAUGGUACGGGUGUCUUCAUUUUUUAAAAGCCCAUAACCAUGUGUCUGAGGUGUUUUCUUUUUGUUUGAAAGUAGAUUUGUUUAAGGCUACCAAGAAACACUCUGGGUGACCCUGAUUAAGCCCACUGCAGUAAAAGGUUAAACAGGUUAACAUUCACAAGACCGCAGAGCCAGACGGAUUACCAGGACACGUACUCAGAGCAUUCGCUGACCAGUGUCUUCACUGACAUUUUCAAUAUCUCCCUGACCCAGUCUGUAAUACCUACAUGUUUCAAGCAGACCACCAUAGUCCCUGUGCCCAAAAAUACCAAGGUAACCUGUCUAAAUGACUAUCACCCCGUAGCACUCACAUCUGUAGCCAUGAAAUCCUUUGAAAGGCUGGUCAUGUCUCACAUCAACACCAUAAUCCCAGACACCCUGUACCCACUCCAAUUCGCAUACCUCCCCAACAGAUCCACAGACGACACGAUCUCUAUUGCACUCCACACUGCCCUUUCCCACCUGGACAAACACCUAUGUGAGAAUGCUGUUCAUUGACUACAGCUCAGCGUUCAACACCAUUGUGCCCCCCAAGCUCAUCAGUAAACUAAGGACCCUGGGAUUAAACACCUCCCUCUGCAACUGGAUCCUGGAAUUCCUGUUGGGCCGCCCCCAGGUGGUGAUGGUAGACAACAACACAUCCACCAUGCUGACCCUCAACACGGGGACCCCUCAGGGGUGCGUGCUUAGGCCCCUCCUGUACUCCCGGUUUACCCACAACUGCGUGGCCGCACACGACUCCAACACCAUCAUUAAGUUUGCACACGACACGACGGUGGUAGGCCUGAUCACCGACGACGAUGAGACAGCCUACAGGGAGGAGGUCAGAGACCUGGCAGUGUGGUACCAGGACAACAACCUCUUCACCGUCAGCAAGGCAAAGGAGCUGAUCGUGGACUACAGGAAAUGGAGGGCUGAGCACACCCCCAUCCACAUCGACGGAGCUGUUGUGGAACAGAUCGAGAGCUUCAAGUUCCUCGGUGUCCACAUCACUAAGGAGCUAUCAUUGUCUACACAUAUCAACACAGUCGUGAAGAGGGCACAACAAUGUCCCUUCCACCUUAGGAGGCUGAAAAGAUUCAGCAUGGGCCCUCAGAUCCUCAAAAAGUUCUGUGCUAUGUGCACGGCCAAACAAUGGAAAUUAUGGAAUCGACUUCCACUUUACUUCCCUACUGCAGCGUGCUGGUGGCAAACUUGCCAGAUUAAAUUAUUUGAAAGAGUCAGUUUAUAGAGUAUAAAAGUGAAGUAAACAAGUGGAAGUGUAUAAGUGUAAUUUUAUAUUUAUUUAAUUCAAGUUCACUAUUGUUAGCUAGACAGACCUACUAGUAGGCUAGUUCUGUUAUGAUAAUAAUUUUAGUUGUGUUGUGGUAGAGUUAUUUAAGGCCCGGGCCAUCCACCAAGCCAAUAACUGUAACAAUAACUAUAAUGAUAAACUAUAGGCUAUAUAACUAUAAAACAUUGGUGAGCAUCCACACUAGAGGAAAGUUUAUCGUUCUAGAGUCCUGCACCUGUCAAUCAACUGAUCAAUGCAUCCUACUGCACGCUGCCUAUUAAUAAGGUCGUACCACAAGACCAUUCAUGAGGUCUCUAACAUGCUGACCACUCCGCCCGCAUUGCGUCGCGAGCGUUGCAAAAUAAAUGUACUCAUACAUGUUAUUCAAUCAUUUCAUCCAAACUGCUUGCGGGCGUCUGCAUAGCCAGGCACUAAAAUAGAACUUGGUUCUAUUUUAGACGCUUGACGCGCUGCAAGUCCCGCCUCUGCCAUCUCCUCAUUGCUUUUUAGGAGCAUAUACCCACGUAGAUGAUUGAAAUAUGAACUGAGUUCCACACUCCAGUCCAGUUGGUGGUGGUAAUGCACCUUAAAGUUGGUUACCAACCGCCAUAUAAGUGCACAGAAGAAGAAGAAGACAUUACUAGAAACGAACUAGGUUUCCCCUUUAUCUGUGGAUUAAUUGUUGGAGUAGAGAACACACGAUUAUGUAUUGACUCAAUAGGUCAAAAUUCUACAAAGAUACAAAAAAAAGGACCUUGUGCAUUUCAGGUAAAAGAACAACCCAAUGUUUAUAAACAUGACAAAUUAGCUAGCAAUAGCAAGCUAGCUAGCUUAAUAUAGUUGGUUCAGAGUUGGUUUUGAUAUUUCAACCUGCGUGUUCUGAUCGUGUCUGGUGUGGAUGGACAAAAUCAACAUGCGUGCGAUGGCGCACGCGCGUGCCCUGUCUAGUCAGCAUGUAACACACAGAUACUGGUUCAGAGUGACCAUUCAGUGCUUUCAGUUUGUGUUCAUUGUCAUAGUGACAACUGCAAAUCAAAUCAAAUCAAAUUUUAUUGGCCACAUGCGCCGAAUACAACAGGUGUAGACAUUACAUUGAAAUGCAUACUUACAGCCCUUAACCAACAAUGCAUUUAUUUUUUAUUAAAAAGUAAAAUAAAACAACAACAAAAAAGUGUUGAGAAAAAAAGAGCAGAAGUAAAAUAAAAUAACAGUAGGGAGGCUAUAUAUAAUAUAAUAAAUAAUAUGCCAUUUAGCAGAUGCUUUUAUCCAAAGCGACUUAUAGUCAUGUGUGCAUACAUUUUUACGUAUGGGUGGUCCCGGGGAUCGAACCCACUACCCUGGCGUUACAAGCGCCAUGCUCUACCAAUUGAGCUACAGAUGACCACGUACAGGGGGGUACCGGUACAGAGUCAAUGUGCGGGGGCACCGGCUAGUUGAGGUAGUUGAGGUAAUAUGUACAUGUGGGUAGAGUUAAAGUGACUAUGCUUAAAUAAUUAAAGAGUAGCAGCAGCAUAAAAAGAUGGGGUGGGGGUGGGGGGGCAGUGCAAAUAGUCCGCGUAGCCAUGAUUAGCUGUUCAGGAGUCUUAUGGCUUGGGGGUAGAAGCUGUAGAAGUAUUUUGGACCUAGACUUGGCACUCCGGUACCGCUUGCCGUGCGGUAGCAGAGAGAACAGUCUAUGACUAGGGUGGCUGGAGUCUUUGACAAUUUUGAGGGCCUUCCUCUGACACCGCCUGGUAUAGAGGUCCUGGAUGGCAGGAAGCUUGGCUCCAGUGAUGUACUGGGCCGUACGCACUACCCUCUGUAGUGCCUUGCGGUCGGAGGCCGAGCAGUUGCCAUACCAGGCGGUGAUGCAACCAGUCAGGAUGCUCUUGAUGGUGCAGCUGUAGAAAUUUUUUCUGUCUACUGAAGGGGAAUAGGCUUUGUCGUGCACUCUUCACGACUGUCUUGUCGUGUUUGGACCAUGAUAGUUUGUUGGUGAUGUGGACACCAAGGAACUUGAAGCUCUCAAUCCGUUCCACUACAGACCCGUCGAUGAGAAUGGGGGCGUGCUUAGUCCUCUUUUUUUUUCCUUUAGUCCACAAUCAUCUCCUUUGUCUUGGUCACGUUGAGGGAGAGGUUGUUAUCAUGGCACCACACGGCCAGGUCUCUGACCUCCUCCCUAUAGGCUGUCUCAUCGUUGUCGGUGAUCAGGCCUACCACUGUUGUGUCGUCGGAAAACUUAAUGAUGGUGUUGGAGUCAUGCCUGGCCAUGCAGUCAUGGGUGAACAGGGAGUACAGGAGGGGACUGAGCACGCACCCCUGAGGGGCCCCCGUGUUGAGGAUCAGUGUGGCAGAUGUGUUGUUACCUACCCUUACCACCUGGGGGCGGCCCGUCAGGAAGUCCAGGAUCCAGUUGCAGAGGGAGGUGUUUAGUCCCAGGAUCCUUAGCUUAGUGAUGAGCUUUGAGGGCACUAUGGUGUUGAAUGCUGAGCUGUAGCUAAAGGGUAGACUUAAAUGUACAUCUAGGCCUAAUGAAAACUAAUAUAGUAACUCUUAUAUAAAUGUAGCAAUUCAAAAACAAGAAACACCAUUUAGCCUGAGCAUCUUUUACAGCAUAUCAUUGCCUCAUUGCUUAAGUGGUUUGCAAGUGAUUUCCAUUUUUCCUAUGCUUGUCAAUUCCAUUGGGUCUUCUUUUUCACUGUGCUCAUCUCUGUAUGUCCUGUGCAACUAUAUACAAUGCAUCAGUGAAACAGUGAUCACAACAAUGCACUUCCUCUCCUCAACUUUCCCCCGACAUGCAUUUUCUAUGCUGCUGUAGGCCUGUUUUACUUUCAGCAAUUGGCAAGAGCAAGCCUGCCAAGAGCAAGUCCCCGAAUAAGCUAUUAUUAAGAUAAAUGACCUAUAGCUUUUGUAGCCUAUCACUAUAUAUACAAAAGCAUGUGGAGAUUAGGGGAUUCAGCUAUUUAGGCCACACCCGUUGCUGACAAGUGUAUAAAAUGGAGCACACCGCCAUGCAAUCUCCAUAGACAAACAUUGGUAGUAGAAUGGCCUCAGUGACUUUCAACGUGGCACCGUCAUAGGAUUCCAUCAAGUCAGUUCGUAAAAUUUCUGCCCUGCUAGAGCUUCCCCGGUCAACUGUAAGUGCUGUUAUGGUGAAGUGGAAACGUCUAGGAGCAACAACGGCUCAGCCGGCAAGUGGUAGGCCGCAUAAGUAACACUCAUUACAGAGUUUCAAAUGGCCUCUGGAAGCAACGUCAGCACAAGAACUGUUCGUCGGGAGCUUCAUGAAAUGGGUUUCCAUGGCCGAGCAGCCGCACACAAGCCUAAGAUCACUAUACGCAAUGCCAAGCAUCGGCUGGAAUGGUGUAAAGCUCGCUGCCAUUGGACUCUGGAGCAGUGGAAAAUGCGUUCUCUGGAGUGAUGAAUCACGCUUCACCAUCUGGCAGUCUGACGGACUAAUCUGGGUUUGGCGGAUGCCAGGAGAACGCUACCUGCGCUCGAAUGCAUAGUGCCAACUGUAAAGUUUGGUAGAGGAGGAAUAAUGGUCUGGGGCUGUUUUUCAUGGUUCGGGCUAGAGCUACAGCAUACAAUGACAUUCUAGACGGUUUGUCGAGAUCGGUGUGGAAGAACUUGACUGGCCUGCACAAAGCCCUGACCUCAACCCCAUCAGACAGCUUUGGGAUGAAUUGGAACGCCGACUGCGUGCCAGGCCUAAUCGCCCAACAUAAGUGCCCGACCUCACUAAUGCUCGUGGCUCAAUAGAAGCAAGUCCCCGCAGCAAUGUUCCAACAUCUAGUGGAAAGCCUUCCCAGAAGAGUGGAGGCUGUUAUAGCAGCAAAGGGGGGACCAACUCCAUAUUAAUGCCCAUGAUUUUGGAAUGAGAUGUUCGACGACCAGGUUUCCACAUACUUUUGGUCACUUCAAACCCUGUCCUGCACUGAAAUCAAGCCUCUGAACACCUCACCUCAUGCCUCAUAUCCUCAUUCAAUCACUGCUGUGAUCCCUUCCCAACACUGUGUAAGUAGCCCUCUCAUUCCCAUUCCCCAUAAGAUUGUACUAUAAAUGUCUUUAUUAAAUGCUUUAGGUUAAAAUAAUUAGUCUUUCACGAUUUUUUAAACACACUUUGACGUCUCCGUGCGGUCCGCGCCUAUCCCGUGGGUCUCCCAUCCUCCUAAAUUGUUCAUGUCACCAGCCUCCACUGACAAAUACACAGUCACCUGUUCUAUUACCAAUGGCAGUUAGGGAUAGGUGAUAUCUGACACACAAACAUAUUGUAAAAACUGAUAAAACUUAUCCAAUUAUGGUCUCCCCAUCAAGGGGGCUGCCGUCUGGCAAAAGCAUCUCCAGUCCAUCUGUAGAAAUAGGCAGAGUUGAGGCUGUGUUCAUCAGUGACACACAAAAAAGGGAGUUGCUAUUACUGGACAUUUGUGCUGUAUUAUUAGUAAUCACCCCAUUGUGGAUGUGUUGAGUGGAUGUGUUCAGUGCCAGGUCUCGCUGCAUCUCAUGCAUCUGUGAACACAUAUACACAGUCACUGUCCUAUUACCAAUGGCAGUUAGGGAUAGGUGACACACACACACACACACACACACACACACACACACACACACACACACACACACACACACAGAGAGAGAGAGCACUGAUCACAUAAUCAAUGGUGGUUAUGAAUAACCUGGUGGAACCAACCUGAUCGCUGCGUUUACCUUUCUAUUUCACUUCAGACGAUCAGGCUGGUUCCAUCAGACUAGGUUAUGCCCUGGACAUUUAUAUGCAUAUAAGAAGUAAAAAAUAAGCAACAAAUAAUGUCUGUUUACAUAAAUUAUGUUUCACAAUUGGGUUAUCAAAUGUAUCAAAGUAAUGAAGUGGGUUACCUUCUGUAUUUGUACAAAUGAUGACCCUGUGAAAGCUGUUGCUGCUGAAAGGUGAAGGUUGCUGGCUGGAUACUUGCCAACAUGUGGCUACAGUUCCAUUCAUAGGAAUGCUCACAGCGAGGGCAUGUCUGCAUGAUGCUGAUGUGGGCCCCCUUGCUGGUCUUCUCUAUGCUCCAUGUUCGGCUGCAAACUGGACAGCUCCCUAACAACUACAGAAGGCAAUCUUAUAAGGUGGUACUGAAUGGGAGGGCCUGUGACAGGGUGAUACAAUAGACAGCCAAGUGGUAAAUUGCAUUUUGUUCUAAUGAAAGGACAAAGCUUUUUGCAAAUGCACUUCACAACCAAAAGUAUUCUACUAGUUUGUAUCUGCUUAGCUGGGGAAUUAGCCUACUAGUUUAUCAAGCCGGGUAUUUUUUAAUACAACUUUUUACAUUUCACAUAACACACAUUACCUGUCAUGGUUGAUGAAGCUGUCUGUGUCAUCAGGGCAGUAACUGGGGUCACUAUCAGAGGCCUCAUAGUGGCAUGUCCUUUUCAUAGGAGUCGAGGGAGACUCUGAUAACAAUGGAGGAGGUGUCACAAGGUCUUGUCUGACAAGUUGUGAAAAUAGCAAGUGAACAGUGAAUGAAAUGAUUUUUGGAGGUCGCUAAACCAUUGCAAUCACAUUGAUGGACAUGUUAUGAUACCCACCUUACUCCUUCUGGUAGGUCUCCUUCUGGUAGCAUCUGUUCAUGACCAGGGGAUCAGUCUGGCACCCAACUGUACACUUUGUCUAACAGAUAAACAGGGUCAACAAUUGUCAUCCUCCCUCAAUUACAAGAUAGCUCGAGAAAUAACGUAAUCUUGAUUGGAAGCUAAUUUAAUGCUUUACAGAUGUAGACUGACUGGCUCGUUGGAUUAGAUUCAAGCCAGUGAAGCCGUUACACUAUGCAACUGUGACAUAUUUUGCUAUGGCCCUGGGUUGGUUUGAGUUUGUUGUUGCUAGUUAGUAAAGUGUUGUAGUCAGACAUGAGUUAGCUAGUGCCAACAUGCAUCCAAUAUUUAUUUGUGCCAUAGACAUGGGUUGCACCUCGGAGGCUAAUGUGACUGCUUCGUCUAAAUUACACUAACUUAGAGUGGCAUGGAAAUACGAUGAAAUUGCUAAAGUAGGCAAAUAAUUAGUAGGAAACAACUUUGCCAUUACAGUUACUAGCAAUACUAAUGUUAGCUAGCUAAAAUACAGUGGUCCCCUCAAUCUUAGUUAGCUGGCUAAAGUUAUACUGCAUCUAAAGUCAAUUUGGCGACAUCACAAUCAUGACAAAAUGUAUUCUUUUGAAAUGUUAUCAUGUUUCCAAGUAAAAUCUGAGUUGUAUUGAGGUAGGCUAACUAUGCUAUGCUAACUUCAGCUAUGCUAGCGAUGAUAGUGAUAAUGAUUAUCAAAAUCCUGCAUUGCAUGGUCAUUCCGUAUAGGGCUUUUCAGUCUAAAACGGCCGUGAUCCUUUGAAUACGUUGGGGGCGAUGAAUCAACGGAGCCCAAUUCAAUGAAGGGUAGUGAAGUGGGCGAAGUGACAAUUUGCACAUGGAGCUUGGCAAAAGGGGGCAUGAUUUGUUGACAUAAUUGUAAUCCAAACCCAACCUUAAUUUACUCGUUCCAAACUCUGUUUUAGACGAGACUGACUUUAUGACCAAAAUUAUCCUAUUUACCGUACACUUUGUAGUCAAUAUUUAUACUAGAAUAAAUGUUUCUGACUCCUAUUGAUGCCACAUAGGCCGUUUUCAAAGGGAUUAGUUGGUUUUUAGGGGCAUUCGCUCUUUCAGGUUGAAUUAGAAAAUCCUCUUUGCCUCUUUUGAGUUAAUGGUUGAGUGAAACCCGAGUGUUUUAGAUGGACUAAAAGCUUUGGGCCUUGGUAACAAGUGAUCUGUGGUGUGACUUGAUAGAUGUUUGGAGAUGCUUAAUACUGUGUGUCACCCGGACUUCAUGCCUGAUUUGUUGUGGUCGCUAUCCGCCCAUUCAAGAUCAAAUAUUUUAUUAAGGCUAAAUUAUGUGUUAAACUCUUUACUUACAUGUGACUGGUAUUUAAUUGAGUGUAGCAUUGAAGUGACUCAAAGCAUAAUUACUAUAUAUCACUCAAUAUAAUAGCAGGAACCAACCUCUAAGACCUGAAUUGUGUAUCUUCUAGAGCUCUUAUGACAUUUCCAUGACAGGCAUAGGUCACAGAGACUGCAGCUUGCCUCUAGCUGUAAGUACCCAUAAUGAGCCAAAAGUGUCAGUCAAUUCCACUUGUUUUGUAUCGACCAGUGUGGCCAUUACCUACCUCCAAUAGACAACAAAGCAGCACUGGUGCCCUAUUAAACCUUGGCUGAGUCUGCAAUAUAACAUUACACGUCUUCCCCUGUUUUUUACCCUCUUUAGCCCAGCUAGGUAAUGGGCUCCCAUAGUCUCUCCUUAGCCAAAGAUGAUUUCAGUGUGUUUAGUGUUGACGGAUGCUAGUGCAUUCCUGUGCAGUGUGGCAGGGUUUGGCCAUGAGCAGACAGCAGGCAUAUGGAUGGCACGGAACAAGUGGCCUUAUUAAAUCACUGCAGUUUAAUCUCAAUAAAUGUCACAGCAGACUAACUAGUCUUAUCAAUGAAAGACAGAAUUAACUGUUCUGUGACAUGCCUGGUGGCAGGCUUACAGGGGGAGAAAUAUUGCCACUUGCUCUUUAAUUUGUAGUCAGUGAUGAUAAUGUCAGAGUAGGAACGGCAGUGGCAGAUUAUAAUGACGUGAGAUAGACUUUCACUCUGCAGAGACAACAACGCUUUCUCACACCCAUUCUCAUUAUAUUAUGUUUUUUGUGUCCCUUCAUGUCUUAUGAUAUGUUACAGUACGUCCUCCAAUUCGUAUGAUAUGUUACGAAUGGUCCGGUGGCGGAAUAGCAGUCUUACAGUAUCAUACGUUUUAGCAGUCUUACAGUAUCAUACGUCUUAGCGGUCAUACAGUAUCAUAUGUCUUCUUGCGUUAGCAUUUGUGGCUAAUGUUAGCUAGGUGGCUAACGUUAACUAGGUUAGGGGUAAGGGUUAGCUAACAUGCUAAGUAUUUGCAAAUAGCUAUGGUUGUGGUUAGCUAAAGUUGAUAAUUAGCUAAGAUACUAAAGUUGUCCCUGAUGCAAUUCGAACAUGCAACCUUUGGGUUGCUAGAAGUUUGCGUUAUGUGCCCACCCAUCCUCCCCGACAAACCUCCCUACUGUUGUUUCUGUAUUAAGUAACCUUCUGUCUUAAAGGGAUACAUCGGGAUUUUGUCAAUGAAGCCAUUUAUCUACUUCCCCAGAGUCAGAUGAACUUGUGGAUACCAUUUGUAUGUCUCUGCGUGCAGUUAAGGAAGUUGCUAACUAGUGUUAGUGCAAUUGCUAACGCUAGUUAGCAUUUGCUCAUGAAACGACCUCUAACUUCCUUCAUACUGGAUGCAGAGACAUAAAAUAGUAUCCAUGAGUUCAUUUGACUCUGGGGAAGUAAAGGGCUUAAUUUCCAAAGUCCCGAAGUAUCCCUUUAAGUAACCAGAUCAUUGUUACAUGUCAUACGGAUUGUAGGUAGAGGAGAGUCUGGAUGAAAGUAACACGGGCGAAAGUAACACUUUUCUCCGAUAACAUAGAAGUUAGAAUUACAUAGUGAAGUCAGCACGUUCCUAUUGCGGAGAACGAGGUCCCUGCAAAAAAAACUGCCCAGUCCACCCAUGUAUCGCAGAGUUAUCGGCCCCAAAAAAUGGGGACCCGGAAGGGUUUUUCAGUUGUAGAGUUGUUUAGUUGUUUAAGGUUCCAAAACUAAAUGACAGCAUAGGUUUCAAGUAUCAUGAUAGCUAGUCUUGGGUGUUAGCCUGGGAAAAGUAACAGGAGAUACAGGUGGGCCGUAAGUAACACAGUGUUAACUAAUGACCUGGAAUAAAAUAAUAUUUAAGCACAGGCCAUUGUCAUAGUUCAUAUUGCUUUCAUAAUGUUAGCAAAAUAUCAACAAGUGACUGAAUGUUUGAAUAUUAUAUAUGGCAUCAUUAGAAUUAUGCCUUAAUCAAUUGACUUGAUCGAUCAGCUUCUCACAUAAGCUUUUAUGGACAGGUUAGUGGUUAAAAAUAUAUAUCAUUAUGAUUCUGGGGGUUGUUAAGUUGCGUCAUUCGAAUCUGGUAUCAGAACAGAAUUUAACACUAAGUCACUGAAUAUAUAUUCUCAGCUUUUUUAUUAAUAUAAUUAGUCAAGCGAAUAAAUGGUAAAUGCAAUCUUCGUAUAUACGGGUUCACUGUAACACCUCACAGGGCAAAACAGAGAACUAACUGUCCCAACCCAAAGUUAUUAUUUUAAUACUCUGACAGAGAUAGUUCCCGUUCAAAGCGGGCCUGUCAGAGUAGAGGCUGAGCGUGGUUUAAACUUACUCAGCAUAUCGUUGGCACACAGGCUGGUCCCAGCCCCUUGGUGCUUCACUGUUGCCGGGCAUUAGUUGUUUUUUGCAACUUGUCUCGAGAGUCAGCACCCUCAGACAUAGUUUCCUCUUCUUCAUUGUUGCAGUACACAUGUCCUUGAGCGGUUUAACAAAGAGGCAGUGUGUGUGUGUGUGUCACAAAUCUAUCUCAGCCUCCCCCCUAACGGUUCCUCACAUUAGUCACAGCUUGUUAUGUUAAACAAUCUAUAUCAGUACAGCACAAACCUAUUAUGUUUAAUCAUUAAUGUAUUCUUUUUAAGCUAGGCAUCACAUCUAAUUACAAGAAAAUAGAUCCCAACAGGGUCAAUUACCUUUUGUCAAGCCAUAGAAAUGUGAUAAGCAUGAUGAGUUUGCCGUUUGUGAAGAGUAUAAAAACAUGUAUUCUAUCAAGACACGAGGAGCAUGACAAGGACAGCUGGAGGGCACCUGAUUAGUAGUGCUAUGCAUGAAUAGUCAUUGAAAAUGGUGAAAAACCAUAUCUUACUACAUUCCCAUUGAAGUGAGAUGAUGUGAUCCAUUUUAGUCCAAUUAAUAUUGUAAGGCGAUGUUGACGCAUGGUUCAUUUUCAUAAAUUUCUAACCUAUAGCAUUAAUUAUUCAAAUCAACACAAACAUGAAAUUAUGGCUAUUAGUACAUUUCUUGAAAGUAAUGAGCAUUACAUACCAGAAACAUGGCGAUAAGACAGAUAUUGUGCGCUUCUUGCCAGCUGUUACUUCCAUCCCAAAACUGUGUUAAAGCCAAUUUAUGCUUGAUCCGAAAAUGUGAUCGGAGGCUCCUUAUGGAGGGUGUGACGCAAUUGCGGAGCCUCCGUAGGCAUGCAGAGGCCAAAUUGAACUCGGUACCGCAUCGCUGUGCGCCUCACAAAUGUUGUAACAAUGUGGAGGGCUCCGUAUUGCUCCGCAUUGACAUGAUUGGUUGACGGUAGGUGGGGGUGGGAGGUACUAUAUAAACACGAACUCACUUCCUUGACAACAGCUCUACUUGACAGCUCUGCGCUGCUCCACGAACCGCAAUAAGUAUGAAUGCCCAGACUUCUGCAGAGGCUGUAUCACCGUAAAUGCUGCACGGCCAUGCAGCGCCUUUAACUCCCGCACCGCCUUCAGGCACAAAAGUAACGUUGCGGUAGUUCUGUUCUCUGUGAUUUUAAAUUCAACUAAUUUACCCUAUAAAUGAAAUUACAGUUGCUAAUGGUAGAGGACAUACUGUAUAUAAGUUGUUUGUCAUAAAAUAUGGUGGCCCUAUUGAUCUCUGAGUAAUUAGGAAGAAAAUCUAAAAUAUUUUCUCCCAUACCCAAAAUACAUGACCAGGCUGGAGACAAAGGAAAACAGAUCUUCAAGAUUUGCUUCGGAUACAAGACCGGCUUUUAGGGAAAAUAAUAUUAAACCAGAAAUCCAAUCUUUGUCUUAAAUUGCCAUGUUGCAUAGAUAAUUGGGUGCAAAAAUCGAUCAUUUGGCAUAUCAUAUGUUCACUGUUUCUCAUCUCACAUUUUGUUUGACUUCGACAGGCAGGUGAUUCGUCAGAAGUCAUCGUAACGAGAGGAAUGAUUGGCCAGAUUCCCAGCAUCGUCAUCACCUCUGAGACCAGCCUCUCCCCACCUGUCCUUAGGGCCAGUUCCCAUGGUUCCCGUACAAGGCCAUCCAAUGGCAGUAUAGAUGUGGGGUCUGUUAAUAAGGAGCCACAGGAGAGUGUCCAGCAGAGGUCAACACUUCCCUCUAACUCCUUUAACAGUGACGCCUCUACACCACUCAUCUGA
Messenger RNA from Coregonus sp. 'balchen', 31055 nucleotides. The record is from the annotation of a GenBank genome assembly. NCBI's taxonomy places the organism in Eukaryota, Metazoa, Chordata, Actinopteri, Salmoniformes, Salmonidae.